UUUUUCGAUUCUCCCGUAGAGUUCUAUUAGUAUAUGUGCUUGUAUUAGCUGAUUUACAUUAAUUAUCCAACCCCUCCUUCUAACUCCUCCAAGUCUAUUUCCUCUGGUCCAAGAUAUCUUCCUGUCCAACUUCCUGUCCGAACAUCUACGGGGGUUAGUUCCGGUUAUUUUAAAAUUGAGGGAUAUCCAGGCUUAACUCUCUCUCUCUCACUCUGACACUCUCUCACUCUCACUUCCUCCUUCCACCCUCCGCUUUUUAAAAUGCCACAGAGCCCCUCAUUGAGGAUAGGUCAUUUUAUUUUUUAUUUAAUUACUACACGCAUAUCCUCCUUCAACUUGCCCUAUUCCUUAUAAUAAGCACCUUUUUUAAAAAAUUAUUUUCCCCCAAAUUUGUAAAGUAAUAAUGACUUGAACCUUUCUAUUGUUGCUUUCCUUUAUUAAAUUUACAAUUUUUAAGUCAAUCGCCCUCAUAUUAUUCAAUUAUAUAAUUACUUUUUCUUAUUUGUAACCCAACAUUUUUUCUCAUUUUUUAGUUCAUUCAAAAACCUAUUUUCCCAAAAAAAAAUUUUUUUUUAAUUUCCAAAAUCCGUGUUUUACCCUAAUUUUUUUUAUUUUUUCAGUUAACUGGGGACAGGAAAAAAGAAUGGCUGUCCCGCCCAUUCUUGGGUCCUCAUACCUCAGGAAAUUGUCCAAAAAUAUAGGUGGAAAGUUGAAGAGACUUUCAAGACCUUUAAUUAGUGGUGGAAUUGGCGACAAGAUGGAUAAAGGGAAUUUGUGGAUUGUGCCUGGUUUUACUAUUCUAAUUUUUGCUUGUUUAUGGACUACUAAAUUAUCAAAAGUUGCAUUAGAAGAAUCAACAUGUAGAGGAGCCUCAAUUUAUGACUUCACAGGAACACAACUAGAUCAAGAUGCGCAGAGGCAUUGUCAGACUGCGAGGAGGUAUUAUGUUGCACCAGAAGAACCUCUUUUGUAUGAUUAUAAAUGGAAAUUGGACAGACAAGUGAAAAAUCCGGAAUGGAUUUUGUGGUUCUGGGCUCCCAUCGUCUUUGUUAUGUAUGUAAUUACUCGGUUUGUCUGGUCACUUUUAUUGGACAAUCAAGGCAUAAACUUUCCCAACGUUGUAAACGCCGCUGAGAGUGUAACGGUAGAAAAUGACGGAAUUAUUGAAAUUGAUGAAGAAAAAUUGAAUGACAGGCUAAAUGUUAUUGCAGAAAAUUUUCGUUGUUCAACAUCCUCACGAGCUUUUUCGGCAUUUAUUGCCUUUGAAUUCACGUUGGUUUUGGCUCCCGUAUGUCUUCUACUGUUUGUUUUGCCUAUUAUGAUUGGACCUAAUUAUCGAAGUUGGGGGUUGGAUGUGAUCAAAGCUUGGUGGGAACGUAAAGACUGGCAAGGAGUUUCAUUACCCCCAGUUUUUGGCUUCCAGUCGCCUGAACUUGGCGGUCGUCCUGCUGUCCCCCUAAUUCCCAGAAUUACCUAUUGUGACUAUCAAUUUGUUUCUAUUGGCAAUUCUCAUACUCUUACUUAUCGUUGUUAUUUGGAUGCAAAUUGGCAUGAAAGGACUGCUCUGUUUAUUUGGAUAAUGCUUGUGUUUCUUACAAUAGUUAAUCUUCUCAAUCUCUUUUUUUGGAUAGAAUGGGCUGUUCGAAUGAAAUUUAAGAAGCCUAGAAGAAGAUGGGUUUUACGUAAAUGGUUAAAUACUGACGAAUUUUUGACGGACAACGAAUUGGUGUUAAUGAGAAAAUUUGCUAGUACCUUUCGAACUGGGAAUUUGUUGUUAUUUUAUUAUAUUGAAGCACAUAGCAGUAGAGUAGUUGCUAGUGCCUUUUGUAUCGCCUUGUUCAGACGUUGGUUAGAUAGAAGGGCAGCACAUUAUUCUAAUAAUCCGCAUCCUAGAGGUGACAGUCCAAAAGAACAAAUUGGAUGGAAACUCGAUCCAGAAGAAGGUGAUGGAUUGGCUCCAAGUCCUUCCGAGUAUUACUCACCAUUGGAGACCGGAGAAUCGCCAGAAAGUACAAUGCCUUUUAUUUCUCCCCAACACAGAUAUACCGACUCUUCUGAUAGUUCUACUAAUUCUAAGCCUCCUGAAAAAGGCAGCAAAUUCGCAACUUCCACCCCUUUUGCGCCGGGAGAAACCCCGCGAGGAAUUGGCACUGGCCGGCCCCAAUUUCCAAGGAGAGGAGGUCAUUAUUCAAAAAACUUACGGGAGGCCUCAAGGGAACCAUUAAAACCUGGAGGAAGUGGAGGCAAAGGAAAAAUCCCUCUAAUCAGCUCAAAAGAAAGGAGGAGGUUGGAAAAAGAAGCUAAGGAAAAGGAAAAGCGGCGAAAAGAACAACAAAAAGAAUUGGAACAACAGGAAGAAAAUAAUAAUGGGGAGAGGAGAGAAAAUAGGCGGUUUGGUUGUUUGGUUAUGUAAAAAUGUUUUUUUCCGGAAAACACAACUUUGUCUGCCUAUGUCUCUAAUCAGCAUUUUCUGAAAGUCUAACAACUUGCUUAAACCAAAAAAAAGAAAGAUAAGCUAAUUUUAUUUAACGCCUGAGGCAAUUAUUUAAAUAAUUAAUUUUAUCUACUAAACAUAUUAAGAACUCUAAUUUAUAUUUCUUUCUAUUUUUUAUAUUUAUUUUUAUAUUACACACUUACUAUUGUAAUGACGAAAUGGAAGGGUUUAUGUGUUUUUCCGGAAAAUACUUAAAGGCAGAGAAACAAGAUAUAAUCAGAAAAACACAAGUGGAAAAACACAUGUUUCCGGAAAACACACGUGGACAAACUAAAGAAUAUAGUUCUUUCCGGAAACAAAUUAAUCAGA
Molecule: messenger RNA, 2803 nt
Organism: Meloidogyne enterolobii
Lineage: Eukaryota; Metazoa; Nematoda; Chromadorea; Rhabditida; Meloidogynidae
Source: the annotation of a GenBank genome assembly